AACGCGGAGUCUACGCCGCUUCCUGGGCGCCCUUGAAGCACCGCGGGUCAUGGCUGGCACGGCGCGCGGCUGCGGGACCAGCCUGGACCUGCUGCGGUCCUUGCCGAGAGUGAGCCUGGCCAACCUGAAGCCCAGUCCUAACUCCAGAAAACGGGAAAGACGUCCAAGAGAUCGGAGAAGAGGUAGGAAGUGUGGCAGAGGCCAUAAAGGAGAAAGGCAGAGAGGAACCCGGCCAAGGCUGGGCUUUGAGGGAGGGCAGACUCCAUUUUACAUACGAAUCCCAAAAUAUGGAUUUAAUGAAGGACAUAGUUUCAGGCACCAGUAUCAGCCUUUGAGUCUCAGGAGACUACAGUAUCUCAUUGAUUUAGGUCGAGUUGAUCCAACUCAACCUAUUGACCUAACCCAGCUUGUGAAUGGGAGAGGUGUGACCAUCCAGCCGCUUAAGAGGGAUUAUGGAGUCCAGCUGGUUGAAGAGGGUGCUGAUACUUUUCAAGCAAAAAUUAAUAUUGAAGUGCAGCUGGCUUCAGAAUUAGCCAUUGCUGCCAUUGAAAAAAAUGGCGGUGUUGUUACUACAGCCUUCUAUGACCCAAGAAGUCUAGAAAUUCUGUGCAAGCCUAUUCCAUUCUUUCUGCGGGGACAACCAAUUCCGAAAAGAAUGCUUCCCCCUGAGUCACUGGUGCCCUAUUACACCGAUGCAAAAAACCGGGGCUACCUGGCUGACCCUGCCAAGUUUCCUGAAGCAAGACUUGAACUCGCCAUGAAGUUUGGCUACGUCCUUCCUGAUAUUACGAAAGAUGAACUCUUCAGAAUGCUCAGCGCUCGGAAGGAUCCGAGGCAGAUUUUCUUUGGUCUUGCUCCUGGCUGGGUAGUGAAUAUGGCAGAUAAGAAAAUUCUAAAACCUACAGAUGAGAAUCUUCUCAAGUAUUACAGCUCCUGAACUGCCUUCUACUAAAUCAGACUUGUGAGCCAGACGGGCUGCACAUGGAUUCUUGUGGGUAUUAAAGCUUUGGGUCUGUUACCAGCCUUCACUGCUCAGGUCUUUUGUUCUUUUUCCAUCUUAAAUAGCAGACAGCAAAAGCUGCACGAGCGACUGAGCCUUUGAGGGUGUGUGCUUGAAAAUCUGAACAGUGGCAGGCUUUAGAAAGGGGAUUAAAAAGAAAAAAACCUACUUAAAAUUACCUUUCUUUUGGGGGGUGGGGAGACUGUGUUUUGAUACAUGGUUUCUCUGUGUAGCCCUGGCUGUCCUGGAACUUGUUCUGUAGACCAGGCUGGCUUUGAACUCACACAGUUCCGCCUGCUUCUGUUGGGAUUCAAGGCAUGUACCGCCACUGCCCAGCCUGACUAAGUAGUUUAAAACAUUUCUUUACUGUCCAUCUUUUCAUGGACUUUUCUUACCUACAUUUUCUGUUUUGUCAGAGUGCAGGGCAGAGAUUGAUUAGUAGGCCUGGAAGCCUUUACUGUUCGGGGACUUAAACUGGGCCCUCUUGGUCUUCUGUUGUUUAAGACAUCAGACAAGUCCUUUAGCUGAAGUACAGUGUCAGUCUGCAGCAAUAGGAGGAGAGACUGUAGAGUCGCUUUCCUACCAUGUCUUUGCAGUUUAGAGGUUGGACCUGUGCUGUACAUACUGAGUGACACUGCCCUUUGGCUCCAGCUUCUGGGGGGCCCCUGAAUGACACAUGCUUCCUUGAUCUGAGGAGAACUUUGACCAUAGCCUGUCUGCAUAGAAAUCAAUUUCCUUAAAUGAACACGUCCUGUAUUGUAACUGUAUCGGGUGUGCACACAUCCUGUAAUGUAACUGUAUGGGGUGUGCUGUAGCCCUAGGAAAGCUAUUGCCUUGCCGCCUAGUUGUGCAGGAGGCUUUCCUUUGGUACUGCAGUGUACAUUUGCAGGUCUCAGAGCCCCUGCCUUCCCAGGAAGACUUCUUCAUGGGAAGUGAGAGGAAAUUAGUCAUCUGAAGGGAGAACACAUUGCGGCCUUCCAUCUCAGAAUGUACUUUGCGGGUUCUUGGAGUCUCCUCCCCCAUCCCUUCAAGCAGAGUGGCUACCUCACAUAGAAGAACUGACAGCCAAACAUGGGCUUUCUUCAUUUUGGUUGUCUGUGGUGGCAUACAGGUGGAAGGAAAUUGGCAUAGAGUGAUAAAGGGAAGAAUAAAAACAGGAAACAGAUGUCUGGUGAAGUAGAAUGCUGGCCAGUGUUUAUUUGGUGACAGGGACUUUGUCACAAACAGCUGUAUCCGGGUUGAGAGACUAUCCCUACAGCUCAUUCUCAGCCAAAAUAGCGCCUUCCAUGGAAUUCACGUGGUCCACUCUAGCCCUUGUGCCAGUCACAAGGCGUGGAGCGCUCCAGUGGAGGUGGUAGCAGUUUGUAUCCCUUGAGACUCUACCUUAAAAAGCAAUAAGUCUUGAGUGUAGGUCUGUCCUUCCUGGAAUGUGGCCUCAGCUUUCGGUGUGCACACAUCCUGUAAUGUAACUAUGGGGUGUGCUGUAGCCCAAGGAAAGCUAUUGCCUUGCCUCGUGCAGGAGGCUUUGGUGACCAAACUCUAAAAACACUUGAGUUAGUGUUUUAAAACAAUUUUUAGUGCCAGGCAUAGUUAGUUGUACACUACUUUAAUCCCAGCUCCCAGAAGGCAGAGAGGCAGGUAUAUCUCUGAGCUUAAGGCCAACCUGCUCUAUAAAGUGAGACCCUGUCUCCAAAAGCCAAAGCAAACAGCAGACAGUUCUAGAGUUCGGAGACAGAUGGGCAAAGGGUUGAAGUUUAAACUUUAAAGCGUUUGUGAGCCACACAGAAGCUUGGGCAUCAGAAGACUGGUCAGAUACCUCCAGGCUCAGUGGCCAGCCAGUUUAGCUGCAUGGUAGCUCACAACCAUCUGUUUUCCCAAUUCCAGGGCACUUGAUGCACUCUUCUGACUUCCAUGGAUUUUCGGCAAGAUACUCAAUACACAUAAAAUAAUAAAAAAGCCAUUGAGAAAAGACAUCUGACCAGCAUCUGGCCUCCAUGUGUGCCUGCAUCUGGUCUCCAUGUGUGCCUGCAUCUGGCCUCCAUGUGUGCCUGCAUCUGCCCCCACAUCCCAUUUCUAAAGUAAGAGGGAAACUUUUGUUAUGAUCUGAGUCCCUGGUCUUUUUUUUUAAUUGUAAGUCUUUACAAUUUUCUUUGGGAAGUAGAAGGUCCUUCUUAGGGUGGGGAGUGUCAGACGGGACCAGUACUCGUUUCACUUAGGGUGGAGGAGAGAGCUCUGAUGUUAGUGUGAGUCCCAUGACGGUUGUCUUUCGUGAUAACUUGCUGUAGGCAGACCACUACACUCUAGCUUGCUCGUUACAUGCUUGGAGCUGCACAGCCAUCUGGGUGAAACACUUGAGUAGGACUUUAAGCAAGACUAGAUUUGGGACUUUGGCAUGCAAUUUAUUCUCUGCCUCAGUUUCACCAUCUGCCAAAUGGAGGGUAAAAUAAAAAUUUGGUUAUUAUAAAAUACAAAUUCUCUUAGGGAUUUUACUGCUAUAACCAGCACCAUGACCAAAAGCCAGUUGGGAAGGAAGAUUAUUUUGCUUACACGUCCGUAACACUGUUCAUCAAGGAAGGAAGCCAGGAUAAGAACUCAAACAGGGCAGCAGCUCAUGUAGAGACCAUGGAGCAUGCUGCUUACUGACUUGCUCCUCAUGGCUUGCUCAGCCUGCUUCCUUAUAAAACCCGAGAUCACCAGCCCACAGAUGGCACCACCCACAAUGGGCUGGGUCCUUCCCCAUUAAUCAUUAAGAAAAUGCCCUACAGGUUUGCCUACAGCUGGAUUGUACAGAGGCAUUUUCUUAAUUGAGAUUCCUUCAUUUCAGAUGACUGUCAAGUUGACAUAAAAUUAGAACAGUUAUUAUGCAAGUCGCUAGUGUUUGUAAAGCAUGUAGCACAUGCCUGUUUCGUAGGCCUCUAGAGUUAGUGUCUCUUCUGAUCCUUAGGUAACUGCCACCCUGUGGAUUCUACUUCCUUCCCUCUUAGGAUUUACAUAUAGUCUGUAAAGCACUCUUGAGUCUCACUAAUGAGAAGAAAAUGCAUGAUAGACUUUAUAUUGUUUUUAGCAGGAGCUAAAAAAUACAUUUUGAAGAAGCAGCAUAGCAGAGGCAGAAACAUAGCACCCAAGUCUGAAACAAUUGGCACCAGUCUUCCCUUCUGCAGUUUGUUCAAUAAACAGAAUUCCUAAAUCUAA
This is a messenger RNA of Mus musculus (house mouse), 4192 nucleotides long. RefSeq names its product mitochondrial ribosomal protein L15 (gene Mrpl15). NCBI's taxonomy places the organism in Eukaryota, Metazoa, Chordata, Mammalia, Rodentia, Muridae. Gene Ontology annotation, molecular function: structural constituent of ribosome. Gene Ontology annotation, biological process: translation. The record is from RefSeq and is marked validated. Gene Ontology annotation, cellular component: mitochondrion; large ribosomal subunit; mitochondrial large ribosomal subunit. The coding region runs from base 50 to 937 and encodes 295 amino acids. The transcript is spliced from 5 exons.